Cyprinodon variegatus (sheepshead minnow) is the source of this 1821-nucleotide messenger RNA. RefSeq names its product coiled-coil domain containing 127 (gene ccdc127). The coding region runs from base 130 to 951 and encodes 273 amino acids. Lineage: Eukaryota; Metazoa; Chordata; Actinopteri; Cyprinodontiformes; Cyprinodontidae. The record is from RefSeq and is a predicted model, not a curated record. The transcript is spliced from 4 exons.
UUAUGAAUGAUAACUUACAUAGACCUCCCUGUCAUACUGAGUGGAGGAGAAUGCGUUUUUUUAUUGUAUAAGCGGAGUGUGUAGGAACAAAUGCAUAAGUGACCUAGGCAUUUGAUUCAAGCAGGCUCCAUGAACAACUUGAAUGACCCCCCCAGAUGGAACAUCCAACCUGACCCCAGAGGGAGGGAGGCGGGUGCUGGUGAUGGCAACCAAUGGAACUACGCCCUGCUUGUGCCCAUGCUGGGACUGGCAGCAUUUCGUUGGAUAUGGACGAGGGAUUCUCAGAAUGAGAUCCAGAAGAUUAAAGUUCAGUACGACAAAGACAUGUCCACGAUAAAAAGUGAGAUGGAGGCUCGUUACAGAGACACGCUAACAGAGAGCCGCCGGGCAGUGGCUACGCUUGAGCUAGAGCUAGAGAAGGAGAAACAGAGGGUGAAAGGAUACCAGCAGGCGCUGGUCUCUCAUAGCCAGCAUCUAAUCCAGGAACGGAAACAACUGGAACAGGAGCGAGAGGCACUGAACACAGAGAAGCAGAAGUUGGUCAAAUCUGGCGCUGCCGGUGCUGCACUGCGUGACGCCCUGGAUAGGGAGACCAGCUGGUAUCAGCGAGCCUCAGCCACUCUGAGGGAGCUGGAGGGUCUGCUGGUGGAGCGUCAGAACGCCUACUGCUCCCUCCUCCAGCCCCGAGAUCAUCGGCUGGAGAUGGAGAAGAACAUGCUGCUUAAGGUCGUCAAAGAUCCCGUCGCUGCAGAGCUGGGUCUAGAGUCGGACUUGAAGGACAUUUUUAAAAGAGACAAACACUGUGCAGAUCUGAUGAACAUGGACAAAAGGAAGAAUGGAAGCCUCAUGUGGGUUUACUUGAAGUACUGGCAGCUGCAGAUAACUCUGCAGAAACACAAAAGAGCUGAAGAAGCCAUAUUUGAAGGGAAAAUCCAGAGUCUCCUAAAGUAACCCAGUUAAGCUAUUUUUUGGCAUCCUGUUUUGCUUGGAAACGUGAUUUCUGAUAGGAAUGUUAUGCAAAUACCGAAGAGGUCAUUUUAUUCAGAUGUGUUUUUUUCCCAUCAUGCUUCUGUCUAACUCCCCUCUGAGUUAAGGGAGCAUCAUAAAUACAUAUAUCAAGACUUGAUAGCUUUAAUUUAACUGGUAAGUUAAAAUGCACUUAGGAGAAUCAGGUGGCAUCUGAUGGCACUUUUAAGAGAAUAAAAAACAUUUUCUUUUUAAAAUUAAGUUAAAAUAUUCUCAGCAUUUACUUAUAACUUUUUUAACUUCCAUUUUAAAGACAAGGGUAAAAAUGCGUCUGUUAUUUUAAUACUUUGAGAAUAUUUUGCACACAAUUCAGAAUGAAGUGAAACACUAAAUAUUCUGUUGAUAAAAUGGUAAUGUUCUGCAUAUUUUCUUCGUCAAAUGAAUUUUAGUGGGACGUAGGGACACCUUAUCACCUGUCUCUGUCAUUUCCUCAGGUUUUAAUCUUUCUCAGUGGGAUUAUUUCAUCAAAUUGAAAAGAUGUGUCUUAUUAAAUUUGACUUCAGGAAAAAAAAAUCUUGGGGACAGCACUUUAUCUAAGUUGCAUGUUAAAAAAGGAAGAACAAAUCUUUAAUACUAAAAAAUAACAAAAACACUAGAAUUCUCAGAUGGGUCUGCACUGAAAGGCACACGUAAAGCGACUUCAUGCACACGUGUAGCUUUUUUCAUGGGAAAACCUGGCCGUUGUGUUGUUUUUCCAGAACCGUGUAAAAUGUGCUGUCAUGAGUUCACAUGUACUGACCACCAUGUGCAAUCCUCUGAAUGUAUUUUUUUCAAUAGAUUUUUUUUUUUUUUUCA